This is a messenger RNA of Botrytis cinerea B05.10, 1252 nucleotides long. RefSeq lists its product as hypothetical. Gene Ontology annotation, biological process: endosomal transport. The transcript has a single exon. NCBI's taxonomy places the organism in Eukaryota, Fungi, Ascomycota, Leotiomycetes, Helotiales, Sclerotiniaceae. Gene Ontology annotation, cellular component: BLOC-1 complex. Bases 224 to 1069 code for a protein of 281 amino acids. The record is from RefSeq and is a predicted model, not a curated record.
GGCCUUCUCCAACCUGCCUGGAAUGAAUCCAGACUAUUUCUCUUCUUCGCAUAGAUAACCUCUGCUCUGUAAUUUUGCCGUUCAAUAAAACAUCUGAGAAAGACACACAUCUGCAGCUUGGUAUUGUAAGAUUACAAUACACCGCCUAUCUUCAUUCUCGGCAUCCUGUCCUCAAUCGCAACAUCUCGACAAUCCUUCACACAUACCAAUUCGUUACAUAAUAAUGCCCAUCUCCUCUCUCGCACCACCGCCCCCCGAUAUUCCCGGUCCCUCUUCUGCAUCCUCCCAUUCGCGCUCCCACUCGGUAUCUGCUUCUGCCUCCACAUCAACUAACUCUCAUGCUCCAAGCAACCCCUCUAUCUCCUCUCUUCCACCAUUGCCCCCCUCUCCAGAAUCCAGCCGUCAGAUAGCUGAAGCGCGCACUGCUCUCAACGCAUCCAUCCAAAAUAUCUUCACGCCUCACGAACAUGCGCUGAAACUCCGAGCGCAAAAUCUCCAUCAAAAUAGCAGCGCAUUGACAAAACAGGAAACUGAUUUGAAGAAAGAGAUUGGAAAGCUAGGGAAGGAGGGGGAUAAAUUAGAAAAAGUUGUUAGGGAGGGACAAAGGAAGGUGAAGGAAUUGGGGAAUGUCCAGAAUUGGGCGGAGGUGCUGGAGAGAGAUUUUUUGGUCGUCGAGGAGGUUUUGAAGUUGGUUGAUGGGGAGAGUGAGGAAUGGAGUGGGAGUGAAAGUGAUUGGAGUGAGUAUGAGUAUGAGUACGAGUAUGAGGGAAACGAAGGAGGUGGAAGAAAGGGAAGUGUAGGUUCGAAUGGAAGUGAUGGAAGGACCGGGGGGGAUAUUGAUUCGCAUAUGACCGAUGCGAAUGCACAUGGCAACACUUCUGCCCAUGGAACAAAUGGUACCCGUCCCACUGGCAUUGGACAAGGCAAGGGGAAAGCAAAAGAAGGAGAAAGCGGAAAUUUAGAGCACAUGGAGGCCAUGGAUACCGAGGAAUCUUCUUCGUCAACAAAUGUAUCCAGAUCUGAGCCGUCUUCUAGUUCCAUUCAUACUUCGGCUUCGGAGAUGAGUUGAGUGAGAGGUUGGAAUGAGCUGGCUUGGCGCGGACUGGAUUUGUCGUGGGAUUUCUCGGGUAGAGAUACAAAGUGGAGCAAUGGGGACACUCUGGUUAUGGGUCAUCUUAUACCAUAUGUAGAUUACUUGGAGGGAGGUAUGGUUUUAAGAGUUAUGUUGCAAAACAAGUGUCUUGGGUUUUCA